Messenger RNA from Rhopilema esculentum, 2480 nucleotides. RefSeq names its product galactosylceramide sulfotransferase. Gene Ontology annotation, biological process: glycolipid biosynthetic process. Gene Ontology annotation, molecular function: galactosylceramide sulfotransferase activity. Gene Ontology annotation, cellular component: membrane. NCBI's taxonomy places the organism in Eukaryota, Metazoa, Cnidaria, Scyphozoa, Rhizostomeae, Rhizostomatidae. The record is from RefSeq and is a predicted model, not a curated record.
CGACUGGGGGGGUAGGCUCCAAAAAUGAAGCUAAAAGAUGCAAAAAGAUAUUUUCGAGAAUAUAUCUUCGUAAGAUUGGUCUCCAGAUAUAAGAAAACCGAGCUCUGCGCUCUCGACAACAAGAAUCGAUUUUCGCAUGAAUGUAGGCACCAUUUAUUUAGAUAUACACUUUUUCAUCUUUGUGGCAUGUAGCAACAAUAAUAUAGUGGUAUGCCGAAACCCCCGUCCUUGAAUGACCUUUACAUGACACUAGAUCAAAAGCUAUUUACAUGAAGUACCUAGAGUCUUGUAGGUGUAAAAAACAUUCGAAACAGUUGAUCAUUUAACUUGUUUGCAAAAUAAAACUAUGACUCUGUCUUUGAAAAGAGAAGAUGUCAAUGGGAAACAGAUGAAGCCCUAUGAUACUCCACAGACCCCAAUGUUUUGUCCUGUUGAUCUCAUGGCUUGCAUCCUUCUAUAUCCUCUGGAUUGUCUUUUGUAAGCUGGAUAACACUAACUUUUUUAAAGCAGAAACAUAUCGUGGAGAGAAAAAUUGGUAUAACGAUGAGACCGCAGAAAGGAAUCACUCGAAACGCGAUAAAGUCGUCACAGAGCAGCCCAUCAGCAUGCCUCUUAGAAAUUCCUCUUACAAAGUCAGUUCUUUACCAGUUGGCGAAGAUAUUGAUGUCGGCAAGGAGCUGGAAAAGAUCUAUGCCAAACAGCGAUGCAAGCCGGUUGAGAAUAUUCUGUUUAUCAAGACACACAAGACUGGUAGCAGCACUGUAACGAACAUCCUCAAUAGAUUUGGUGAUUUACGGGAGCUGCGAAUGGCAAUACCAUCUGCUGGAGACUACAGGUUUCAAUGGCCGUCAAAAUUUCAUUGGACGUUCGCAGACUUGCUACGGUUAGAUGGCGAAACAGCUAACAUAUUCUGCAAUCAUGCACGCUACAAUAGAGAACAAAUGGAUGUGAUAAUGAAGAAGAACACAAAAUACAUAACAAUUCUUCGUGAACCUAUAUCGCAGUUCGUUAGCUCUUUCCAUUAUUUUGAAAUCGACAAAAUACUUGGACUGCGGCAUCACAAGAAUCCUAUUGAGGAGUUCCUCAAGGAUCCUGACAAGUACCUCUACUCUUUAUCAAUGAGACUUGGUGAUCUACCAGAUGUUAUGAAUCUCAUUCAAAGUGGAAUGAUGUACGACCUUGGUUACGACUUUCUUGAGUUUGCCCAUUCACAAGUAGUUAAAAAUGCUAUCAAGAAACUUGAAAACGAGCUGGAUCUCGUUCUGAUCUUAGAAUAUUUCGAUGAAAGCCUCGUUUUGAUGAUGCGGCAAUUUUGCUGGGAUUUUGAUGAUAUUUUGUAUAUAAAAAUGAAUGCAAUGAAAUAUAAAAAGCGAAAACUAAAUAGUAAAACAAGAGAACAAAUCUUGAAAUGGAAUGCCGCUGAUGUUGCUUUGUAUAAACGAUUUAAUCAAACUUUUUGGGAUAAAAUUCGCAAACAAGGCAAGGAAUUUUGGGAUGACGUAGCUGAGUUUAAGAGAAGAAAUGCUGAUGUUAGAGAGAUAUGCUCCCCAGCUGAGGUCGAACAGAAGGCAUUUCGUCUAAACGUAACGAUCAAGAGUCUUGUUUUGGGACAAAAAGUUGACCGCUUUCACCGGUCGUUUUGCAGCAAACUGAUGAUGGACGAAGUGGAUUAUUUGGACUACUUUCGGUACAAAUUUGGGAGAAAUUAUGGCUACCAGAAAAUACUGGCAAGAGAGGGCUUUGAUUUGAAGAAGACUGGAGAACUGAGAGAGAAACUCCAGAAAAUGAGGAGACGAUCAGUGAAAAUUAUUUUGUGAAAAUUCUAGGACUCGGUGAAUGAAAUAGUUGUAUGUGCACAGCUAGUUCGAAGAGAUGUAAUUGCAUCGUCCUUCGUUGGCACCUUUGCGCAGUUUAUCAAAGACUGCAGUGCAGUAAAUAGCCAAUGCUGAAAUUUAAUCAAUAGUGCAAACGUUCAUCGGCUAGGUUUUUAUUUUUUGAAAUAGAAAGGAAAGAUAUGAGAUGCGUCUUUGCUGUGAAAUAAAAGAAUCAGGGAAAGGGGGUCAAAUAGUUAAACCCCCAAACUUCGACGAUCGAAUGAAUUUUUGAAGAUGCCUUAGCUUUUGGCCUUUAGAGCACGAAUUGGUGCUCAAAGUUUAUAAAGGUUUCUAUCUUAUAGCAAAUCUAAGGUGACUGCAAUGUAUAUUUAUACUCCGUAUACCUUUAGUAGAAAGGUAAAAUGUACAGAAGUUACAAAUGAUAGCUAAGUAACCAUUACAAAUUUUUAUUUAAUGGUCUUUUUUAUACCUUUCUUAUGAUGUAUUGAAAUUGUUUAUGUUUAGAUGCAAGAACAUUGUUGACUUUGUAUUGAACCAUUUUCGAAAGAACAAAGUUUUAAAGAAAUAGCGUUUGUAUCUUCUUGAGCUUUUAUGAUCAGCUAGUUGUGUCGCAAUUGUGUGUAUAGCUUCUAUUCUUUUUAUGAA